AUUUCCGGUUUUGCGCUGGAGUGGGAAGUGAAAAGUUCUAAAUAUGGACAAAUUAAAACGAGCUUUAAGUGGUGAUGAUGCUGACGAAGAGCAAGGAAUUGUCACACAAAUUUACGAAGGUUCUUCCCUGAGUUGGUCAACAAGGAUAAAAGGAUUUUUGAUAUGUUUUGUAUUAGGUGUUGUCCUGUCACUUCUGGGCUCUUUUUGUCUAUUCCUUCCAAGUGGAUUGACCAUUUUUGCCGUUUUUUAUACGAUAGGAAAUUUACUUUCACUAUCAAGCACAUGCUUCUUGAUGGGUCCUGUCAAUCAGUGUAAAAAGAUGUUUGCUGAAACCCGGAUCAUUGCAACAAUAAUAGUAUUUGUGUGUUUGGUUCUUACACUUAUGGCAGCAUUGUGGUGGAAGAUUGCUGGUCUGGCUAUUCUGUUUUGUGUCCUUCAGUUUCUUGCUCUGACAUGGUAUUCGAUAUCAUAUAUUCCGUUCGCACGUGAUGCCAUCAAAAAGUGUUGUGCUAGCUGCAUGACUUAGAUUGUGGACCAGAUUCUUCGAGUGGAAGAAAGAAGACGCAAGCCUUGGGCUUGCAAGACAUUGGAUAUCGUGACAGAGGAUGAUUAUUAUUUUGGAAAAUUCAGGAGUAGCUACAUAUGAGGAUGCUUUGGCGAUAUGCAUGUUGGAUCAGUUAUAACUUUCUAGAGAAAGUUAUGCAUGGUAAUGUAUGUUGAUUUUGCCUUUAAGAAAAAUAUCAUGGAAUUUCAUUGGAGGAAAUGAGAUAAAAAAAAUUUGGUCUACACCCUCAAGCGAGGAGGGAAGUUUGUAAGGUGGAGUGUUAGGAAUUUCUGACUGCCAUCACCAAUGUAAUCUUACAUGGUUACAGUCUACUGUUUGUUAGAAAAAUGUACAUGUACACAGACAUCCUCCCGAUUGUUGGUGUGCAAUUAAGGAUGUAAUCUUUGUGUUGCCUGUGUGAUUGUACAUGCGUUUUGGCCAUACAUGAGCACCAUGACUCCUCCUUUGAAUUGUCACUAAUACUGUUUGAUUCCACAAAUGUUAUUUGUUGUUACGCGGGAAAUGUUGGACGGACCAAAAUUAUUUGCUUGUGAAAAGCUUGAAAAUUGUUAAUUUAUUUCAAAUUGAAUAUUGCUUGCCAUGGGGCCUUUUGUAAAAUAUGUUUUAUGGAAGAUUUGGAGGAGGAUGGUUGUGGAUUGCUGUAUAUGUUUCUCAUUAGAAUACUGGUAACCUUUAUUCAAACCACAAAACAACGGAAAUUUACGUAGAAGUUUAGGAUGUACUGGUAUCCCAAAUAGGGGCACUCGGAUUACAAUGAGGAAAAUAUUUGGGGCACUUUAACCACCAGCAUAUUCUGGCUAUUGGAAUGGUAAAAUGUGCUCCUGAAUACCUUAAUGUGGUCACACUGGCGUUUUGAUACGAAUUGAAUGCGCUUUAAAAAACAAAAAAAUUGCUUCAAAUUCGGAUUCAGUGUGAACAGAGCAUAGGAGUACCAUGAAAACAUUACAAAUCAAGUUAGACCCUUGCUCCUGUUUAUGUUUGGUGAUAGAUUGAAUGAGUGCAAGCAGAAAUUAUGGAAUUCAACACCUUGGUAAAAUUUCACUUCAUGUUUAUUUUUGGUGAUAGAUUGAAUAGAGUGCAUGCAGAAAUUAUGGAAUUCAACACCUUGGUAAAAUUUCACCUCAUUUUAUAGUUCAGGUAACCUCGACCCUAUCCGCCGUACAGCGGAGUGUCAAGAAAGCCUCGUUGAUUUACCCGAGGCGAGCCAUACAUUUUCAGUGCAUACAGUGGAUGCACUGUCAAUAUUGAGUGCUCUGGUAUUCCUGGUUAUUCACUUGGCUCAAGGUUACCCAUGCUUGUGAGAAACACAUGACCGGACACCGGAAGCUGACGCCCCCAAAUCUAGUUCAUGACGAGUGAAAUGCCGUCAAGUACCAGUCUCUGUAAUGAGUGAAUGGACUGGUGAAAGAGUCUAUUCAUUUUACGGUUUGAACAAAGGUUUUGGUCUAAUGGAUUACCAACAUAGAUGAAUGUUUGUGAACAAAUUUUUUCAGAUUGCGGCCCUCGUUGAAAGGCUCCCUUUCUGAUGAGUGUUGUUACUGUGCACAUUUUAAGCUAUGUCCAUUCGAAAUAGCUGUCUAGUUUCUCUAAUUAUGUAGCUGUUUAGUUGUGUUCACAGGAGUGAUGGGUUAUGAUAUAGUAAUAUAUGGUAUAACCAAGAAUGAAUAAAGAUUAAGAAUUUGGGACCAACACUACAGCAUCUUAACUAGAACUACAUGUAGGUUCCACAUUUUGACAAUAGGGGGCUUUCGCAAGAUAAUUCGUCUUCUAUUCAGUGGCUAUCACUACUAUUGGCUGGUUGUUGCUUGAUUUUUGUCACGAAAUACAUGCCUCAAAUAAUGUAACUCGUUUAGUAACGAUUAUUAGGCUAAUAAGGAAUGGCUUUAGGAUGCAAGACAAAUAAUGCCCACCAUCACGCCAUAGCACUGAAAAUUAAAUAAUCAAUUUUGUCUCUUGACAAAAUGCUCUGUAUCUCCUUUAUCUUUAGGAGUUCAGAGCUGAAUAAUGUAUCAUUUUGUUCGUCUUGGUACAAUCUUUACAAUGAUUUAAUAACAUUUAGUAUCUCUUAAUACCCACCCUUUUGAAAAGAACUCGAUUUUUUUUAAUUUCUGAAGUUCCAAAUUCUCAGUCUUUAUGAAUUCUUGGUAUAAACUGAAUGUUAUUUAAUUGAGAUAGUGAGUGAGUUUCGUUGGUAUAAUUUUGUAUAUACUGACGACAUCCAUAAAACUGGUGAUAAUGUAAGCCCAUGCAGACUACCAUUUGAAAACAAAAUAGCCCCUGCUUCAGCACUGCAUUUGCCAUUGGUUACAUUUAUAACAGGCUCGUGUUAGUAGGGUUCCCCCAAAUGCGUGUUUACAAAAUUCGAGGGUUUUGGUAAUUCUCAAUACUAUAUUGUUUUGACUUUGUAAUAUUAUUCUAGUGUUUCUUUCCACACAGCACUUCCAUAGUUGUUGUUUUUGAAAGUGCCUCAAUCAUUGCCUUACUACAGAGCCGUAUUAAUGCUGUUUACAUGACAUAAAAAAGUGUCAUCUCUUCCACUAAGACUAAAAUCACUAAAACGAUGCAAAAUGAGACCUCCUAUAGACAAAUAUGACCAAAAUUAUAUGUCAAUUAAUUGUAGAUGGAUAAAGAAACUCCUGGCCCUGUGGUCGAGCAAUUAUUGUACUUGAGUGUCACUGCAGUGAGACGUGUUGCCUGGUUAUGUGCCCGCCGGAACACAUUCUUUUACUGGUGCUUCUCAACUGGCUAUGAAAGCCAAGAGGUAUCUAUGGUGCAUGCAUUGAAAACAACCUUAAGAUAAUUCUCAAAGAGCAGGGAAAUCUCGUUCCCAAGUUUUCCUCUCAGUGGCCUCAGUCAGUAGUUAAACUUGACAAGUGCAGCAGCAGCAGCAUGACCUGCAAAAUGUUGGUGGAGGGCCAAAGCAUCAGCCAGUUCAAAUAGUUUAAACGCAACAACCAAGCAACCAGGAACGCAUGUGACCGUGGCAACAUUUGAACCCGACAUCAGCAUGUCAAUUCCUGUAAAGAAGUUGCUUUGUUAAGGGUUGACCAUGGAAAUGGCCAUUUUGGCUGGAACUUGAAAUCAAGAAGCAAUUAGAACUCCUUCAAAACGUAGUGAAUGUUAAUUUAAAGGGCUGGAGUCUGUUCUUUGUUUUCCAGAGAACAGCCUCCGGCCCUUGAAAUGAGCAUUCAAUUCAUUUGGAAAGAGUUCUAAUUGCUUUAGGAUUUGGAGGUCUAGCCAAAAUGGCGGUACCUGUGGUCAACCUUUAAUUUUCGUGAUAGAGAUGUUCGUGUAAGAUUGCAUGGAAUCGCCCAAUGAGGCUGACCGUGUAAAUUUUCACGAGCGAGAUGCCUGAGUAAAUUUGCAUGGAAUUACAGUAGAACCUCUCUUAGUGGACACCUCUCUAUUAAGGACACCAGUUUUGGUCCCAAACUGGUUGUUACCAUUCAAUUUGACCUCUAAUCAGGACACCUCUCUAUUAAGGAGAGCACUUGUCAGUCCCAGGGGUGUCAUUAAUAGAGAGGUUCUACUGUACAUGAUCGAGAUGCCCCUUUAUCUUAUCUGGUGACAAAAAGCGCUAUCUCACAAGGUCCGAUCUAAUCCAAAAAAUGUGGCAAUUUCCAAAAAAACAUCUGGAUUGAAUCUAGAUCAAUGUCGAUUAUUUGGGCCAUUUAUAUGCGUGUUUUUAUCCAAUGUGGAGACGAGGUCGCAUUUUUUUAUGUCUUGUAUUUAUGUGAGUGAAAUAUGUAUACCCUUGACUAUAGUUCAUCCAAGUGGUUCUUCCUCCCUAAAUAUAGUUUGUAAUACCAUGUUCAUUGGGACAAUUUCAUGCUACCUCUUUACAAUGUAAGUCAGCGACAUAUCAAAGCCAAAUUCAGUGUAUGGGUACGUAUAGGCAUUAGUAAGAACCCUAUUGAAAAGUAGGUCACCUUGUCUAAAUCCAAGAUGGCUGCCGCCUUACCAGUUGAAAUCUGAGACAAGACCACCAUUGAUUUUUUAAGCCUUUUAGCAGUUAAAUUGUCUAUGUUUGACCGCGACGCAUCAACUACUGCGUAGGGUUGUGAAUCUGAAAUUUUGAUAUGAUAUUCCGGACAGUCAGGCAAGUAAAUGGUGAAAAGUAAACUGGUAGUUGACCAUGGAAUUUUUUUGAUAAUCGACAAAUUGGACAGAUGUUGAUAUUUCCACUCUUUUCAGCCAACUAGCAGAAAAAUCUCAAAACACGCCCCAUUGCCAAAUUAGCAAAAUUCAAAAUUAAUUUUUUCAUCAAAUAAUUUCUUCAUAUAUCUGUAGACUUGCCACACCAAAUAUCUUUUCAAUACCUCUCCAAAUAUGCACUUGACAGUUAAAAACAUACUUGCGUCUAAUUGAUAGAUCUGGACCCUCCAACCUAUGAAUAUUCAAUGGUGGUCUUGUCUCAUCUCGCUUGUGCACUUGUGAGCGCGAUAUAUGGAGACGUCACCAGCGUAACAAAGCCAAAUUCAGUGUGUGGGUACAUAUAGGGUUGUUACUUAUGCCUAUCGAAAAGUAGGUCACCGCAUUAAAUUCCAAGAUGGCUGCCGCCUUAGGUGAUGCAAUCUCGUGAGUGCACUUGUCAGUGCAGACACCCUUUUAUAGCAACAGGGGACCUGGGCGUAACGCUAGUUGGUUGCUGAAAACUGAUGUUACUGUGUACUAUUCAAUGAGGAUGUUAAAAGAACAGUUAAAAUAAAUUGAUAUCAACUUGGUUUGUAAACACUCGGAGUCUCUCAAUUGCUUUAAUUUCUAUCAACAGCAAAGUUGACUUUGCAUUAUCUUAAAAACAUCUGGUGAUUUUUUGUAUGAUGCGCUAUUUUUGAAAUGAAUGUGAUCUAAAAUGUUGUCACCAAACCAUUUUCAAUAGUGACAUGUUCUUAUCGGUAGUUAUUUGUUAUUUCAUCAUCAUUGUCUAUGUCACUAUUAAAAGGUGUCACUGGUGUGCUAGGAGCGGAUGUGUGCUAGUUUUUCAAUCACAUGAAAUUUAACCAUCAGUCUUGUUGAAAAUGUUUUGUACUAGUUGUUUUGUAUAAAGACAGUGCCCUUGUAAUGGCAAGAUGUUGUGCUUGGUGUAAGAGAAGAUUCUAUUUUGGUGCAAGAUAUUUGUGCGAUUUUCCUCUAUUUUUCUGGUGAUUGGAUAUUUUUACAGGUUUUGAUGUUUCUCAUUCAUGAAACUCUACAUGUACUUAUGUAAGAUAUUUGAGCAGAAUGUUAUAUUAAUGUAUGAUCUUUAGCAUAAUGAUGGUUCCUUUCUACAUGUAGUAGUUUUAGACAAAAUUGUAUCAGAAUGAUAACACUGUGUGGCUCUGAGGCAUCAUCCCUAUUAAGGGGGACUAUAGGCAGGAGCAGAGGGGCUAAUCUGGCCAUCUUCAGGUGACAAAUAUACACAGUAAGGGCCCUGGGUCAUGUCAGAUUCAGCACUAAAUAUAUUUCUCAUACAAGCAUGAAUCAUUUCGACGUACUGUGAGAUGUGAGGGACCCCUAUUGGCAACUUGCCUGCCUAGCUGCCGCCUAUAUUGUCCCUUUAAUUCAUAUAAUUUCGUAUCGUGUGAAAAAGACAAUCUAUCCAUUUUGUGUCUAGCUCGAUAAGGUAAACUCAGUUACACAUGGUACAAGCGUAAGGUUUACAGAUACCAUGGAAAUGCACUCUGUAAGUGUGAGAAAUAUUAUUAUCAAAAUUAUUCUUAUUAUCCUCGAAGAUAAGACGCCAAGUUCAACUUGCAUUUCUAAAUGGCAACUUCUUCAAAUAAACAGAGAUACCCUUGAAUCGCAAAAUUUUGACACCUUUGAUAUUUUUAAGAUUCGUGAUAAUUUCUGUAAAAAGCAACAUUCUCACAGUUUUUAUUUUGGUGGAUUACAUAACUUCUUUCUGUGUUUGGAAUAAUUAAACAUAUUUUGGUGGUUUUUAGCUCACCUCUUAGCAGAGGUGAGCUUAUCCCAUACCGUGGCGUCCGUCGUCCGUCGUCGUCGUCGUCGUCGUCGUCGUCCGUCGUCGUCCGUCGUCCGUUAGCAGGGCACGUUUCGUAACUGUUAGAGCUAUUGAGUUGAAACUUGGUACACAUGUACCCUUAUGUAAUGACACCUUUGAGACCAAGUUUCGGUCCGAUUCGUUUCAUGGUUUGGCCACCAGGGGGCCAAACGUUAAAAGUGAAAAUAUGCAAUAUCUCCCUUAAUAGUAGUCGGGAAAUUUUGAAAAAAAUAUGGUAGGUACUUCUAGCAAAGGUGCAUCAUAUAUCCUCCGGGUUUUUGAUUUGACCUCCUUUUCAAGGUCACAGAGGUCAAAUGGUGUAA
Lineus longissimus is the source of this 6868-nucleotide messenger RNA. Its product is annotated as vesicle transport protein SFT2A-like. Gene Ontology annotation, biological process: vesicle-mediated transport. The transcript is spliced from 7 exons. The record is from RefSeq and is a predicted model, not a curated record. NCBI's taxonomy places the organism in Eukaryota, Metazoa, Nemertea, Pilidiophora, Heteronemertea, Lineidae. Gene Ontology annotation, cellular component: membrane. The coding region runs from base 44 to 526 and encodes 160 amino acids.